This is a messenger RNA of Malassezia restricta, 1590 nucleotides long. RefSeq names its product tRNA (uracil-5-)-methyltransferase. Lineage: Eukaryota; Fungi; Basidiomycota; Malasseziomycetes; Malasseziales; Malasseziaceae. Gene Ontology annotation, biological process: tRNA processing. The transcript has 3 exons. The record is from RefSeq and is a predicted model, not a curated record. Bases 1 to 1590 code for a protein of 529 amino acids. Gene Ontology annotation, molecular function: tRNA (uracil(54)-C5)-methyltransferase activity, S-adenosyl methionine-dependent.
AUGCAACGAGUGUCUUCCACGACGUUGACUGCUGCGCGAGUCACUAUGAUGCAAGCUAAAAAGGCGCACUCUCCACCUAGUCCGACAGAUUCGCUACCAUCGAAAAAAGCACGGACAGUGGCAUUAAAGCGGGAUCGAAAGCGUGUGCACAAUUUGCAAAAAGCCUACCAGAAGCAAGUGCUAAAACAUGGUGAUCCGCCCAUUUUGUUUGACAUUCUUGAGAUGCUUGGCAAGCCGCGAGUAGAUGAGAUUUUAGCGCGGAACGAGGAGUUUGAGCGCGUGCCACCAUUCGGUGAAGAGGUCGUGGUAAAGAUCGAUCGACUUAGCUCACAUGGCGACGGCCUUGCACUCACACCACAAGGCGACCGACUCUUGGUGGUACCAUUUGCACUUCCUGGCGAAGUUGUGCGUGUGUAUCCAUAUGCAUCUGACCGAUUUGUUUUCAAGUCGCGCAUUGUAGAAAUACUGGAACGGAAUGCGUCCAUGCGUAAGGAGAGUCUUGUGCAAUGUCGAUAUUUCGGACAAUGUGGUGGUUGCCAAUACCAGAUGAUCCCCUAUGAGCAGCAAUUGGAGCUAAAACGGGAAGUAGUGCGACGCGCAUUCAUGCAUUAUUCUAAGUUGGACUCGUCGCUCGUGCCAGAAGUGCUUCCAACCAUGCCAUCUCCUGAGAGGAUGCAUUAUCGCACAAAGCUCACGCCGCAUUUUGAUCUCCCAGCUUCAUUGCGCCGUGCGUACGGAAAAGAAGUACCGGCAGAGCCUGUCGAUGUGGCUAUCGGAUUUGAUAAUCCUUCCACGGGUCGUGUCAUGGAUAUCGAGGAGUGCCCUAUCGGCACACCGGUUCUUAAUGAGGCAAUGAAACGGGAACGUCAGAGGGUGCGCGAGUCAAUUCGAAGCUUUAAAAAUGGGGCUACCUUGCUUCUUCGAGACUCUUUGAAGUCGUUUGAUAGCGAAGAGUCUGUGGCCGUCACUGACCACAAAGCCACCGUUUAUGAGCGUGUUGGUUCCACCAAAUUUUCAACACCGGCCGGUGCUUUUUUCCAGAACAAUCGCUCUAUUAUUCCCCUCGUCAUGGAUUAUGUGCGGUCACAGCUUCCAGCUAGUGAUAAGCCGCGGUAUCUCGUGGAUACAUAUUGUGGUUCAGGCCUCUUCGCGCUGUCCCUGGCCCCGCUCUUUGACAAAGUAGCAGGGGUCGAAAUCAGUGCCAGCUCGAUUGAAUGUGCCAAUGAAAACGCCCGGCAAAAUCAUAUUUUCAAUGCCGACUUUCUGGCAGGCGAGGCAGAAAACAUUUUUUCAAAGAUUUCCUUUCCGCGUGCACAAACCACGGUCGUGAUUGAUCCUCCUCGCCGGGGAUGCGAUCAGGCAUUUAUUGAUCAGCUCGUUGCCCUACGACCACGAAACAUCAUUUAUGUGUCAUGCAAUGUUCAUACCCAGGCACGCGACACGGGUAUGCUCCUUCGGGCGUGUCCUUCGUACCAGAUCCAGAGUGUGCGUGGAUUUGACUUCUUCCCACAAACGCACCACGUUGAGAGCAUAUGCGUUAUGCAGGACACUGAAUUUACCACGGCAGGAGACACGCAAAGCUUACAGUAA